AUGAGUCAGCUCGUGCAGAAGGUCGUAGACUCGGGGAUGUUCCCCGGGACGCUGAGCAGCUACGAGGUCACUUCUUUUCCGCAAUUGCUGCUCCUUCCGCGCCUCGACUCGCCCGAGACGAAAAUCCCGCUCGUUCUGCUUCUCCUGCAUCCGCGACAACACCUUCGCCAACAUCUCGCGACGCAGCUCGAAAUCCUCGAGCACCUCCGCCUCCACGCGCGGAACCUGGAGCGACACUACCACCUUUCUCUCGCGGAGCUCUUGCGCUUCCGCGAGAGACUCCGCGCGCGCCGGCGCGGUGUACAUACACCCGAGAGCCGCGCGGCCGAGGCGGGUCCGAGAGGCGGGGAUUCGCAGGCGGCGUGCCCAGGCGAGACUUCCAACCCCAGAAGUCGACAGGCGACCGCGGCGAACGGGGACACGUCUCUGGGCGACGGGUGUCUCGAGACUGUCGGCGCCUCGCGUCGUCCAGAACACUCUUUUCCGCCCAGGACUCUCAGCCGAGACUCUCAGCGCGGGGACGAGUCCGGAAAAAGCUGGUCUCCGGCGCAAUCGCGCGCUGCAGGCGCCGGGAAGGACGGCGCUUUGCGUGCACUCGGCGGAAACCGUCGCGGCCGCGCCGCCGUUCCCGCAACUCGGGAAUCAGGCGCACAUUCGGCCAGUGGACGGAGAGAAGAGCUAAGCCCUGAGCCGCCGACUCAGGCUGGUCUCUCGGCGGCCGACCGCGAAGGCGUGCCAGGAGGCGAGAGAGAAGAGGCGUCGAGGAAGCUGCCAGAGAGCGCAGAGGCGCGGCCGUGCUCGGAGCAGACUGACGCGCAGGUCGCCGACUUGCAGCGGCGCUUGACGCACACGCGCGCGUUCCUCACGCUGCUGCAGCGCCAGUUUCUCUUUCAGCAGCGCGUCCUGGAGAGAGAACUGCAGGGCAAAGCCACCGAGAAAGACGACCACAGCCUCGCGUGCUCGGAAGUGUGCGUCUGUGGAUUUUGUGUCGUCCCUGGCAAGAGGCCAGAGGAGCCCCGGGACGCAGCUGGAAGAACGCGAGAGAAACCCACCACGGGGGAGGCACCGGAAGGGGUUCUCGAAAGCGACGACGGCGACGCCGCGCGAAACGGUCCGCGAAUGCGAAGCGGCUCAACGCUUCUCUCCCCAAACGGCCCCGCACGCGCUCCCCGCGGCUCCAAUCAUGCACCCGCUUGUGCCUCGCCGGGGGCGGUUUCGAACGGCGUGUCUGCGCUCUUUUCCGGUCCGACCGCGGGCGCAGUGGCUUCGCCGUACCUCAUCAUCUACGCACACGGGAACGGGAGCGACAUCGGCGACGUGUAUGCGCGCUCAGCCUUGCUCGCCGAGCGUCUCCGGGCGAACUUCCUGCUCUUUGACUAUCCCGGAUACGGCAAGUACGCGGGCGCUGCAGACGAGGCUUCGGUGGACGCGACGCUCCGCUCCGUCCUCGCCUUCGCGACUGACCACCUGCGAUGGCCGCCGCAGAAAAUCAUCCUGUGGGGAACCUCCAUCGGAACCGGCCCGUGCACGCGCGCUGCAUGCAGCCUCGCCGCCGCGGUGCCGUCUCCGCGCCCCGUCGGCGCGAGGGGCCUCGUCGGGCCCGCACGUGGCGGGGCGAGCGACCCAGGCCACCAGGAAGAGAGUGCAGAGGGUUUCUCGGGGAUCGGCACGCGUCGCCGAAGAAAGAAACGCUCAGAUGUCUUCUGCGUGGGGGAGACCAACCCGCGCGGAGCGGAAGAAGGCUCCGACCUCGCGACGGAGACACCCGGCCGGGUGCGGGGAACGAAAUUCGCUUCCUUCUUCGCCGGCGUCGCUGCAGCUGUCGCCUCCGGAGGCGGUGCCGGCCUCGCCACCACGCUGGGCAAGUGGAUGGCGGAGGACGAGGCAGGAUGCGAAGCCGGUGAGGAAAGGGACGAAACGGAAGAGUCGUUUUUUAGGACAGACUCAUGUGGAGAUUCCCGCCAACCGACUCUCUCGUCUGCCUCUCUGCCCCCGAGAUGCAACUCAUCUCUGUCUCCUUCCGCUGCUCCCCCAAGUCUUUCUUCUUCCCCGUCCUCUCUUCCCUCUUCGUCUCCACCGCGCGCCACUCUUGCCGGCUUCUCCUCCUCUGCCUCUGUUGUCUCUGCGGGUUCCCAGUCGCUCCCGGUGGCCUCGCGCCUGGCGUCUCUGCCUGUGCCUGCGGGGCUGGUGCUCCAGUGUCCGUACCGCUCGAUUACGCAUGCAGCGGCGGCUUUUGUGCCGUCUCUGGUUGCGCGGGCGCUCGUCGCGUCGAGGUGGAAUGUGGAGAACGAGGUGCUUGCAUGCGACUGCCCAGUCCUCUGGAUCCACGGCCAAGCAGACGAACUUUUCCCGUGGGAAGGCAGCCUCGCCAUGUUUGACGCCUAUCGCAAGGUGUGCGAGCUGCGGCGGGCCCGCGCCGCCGCCGCCGCCUCCGCGCCCCGCGCGGCGCCUGGAGCCCAACUAGCGACGGCCGCGGCCGGCGCCCCCCGAGUCCCGGGAGGCAGCAGGAGAGACAGAGCGGCGGAAGCGGGCCCAAAGCCUUCGCAGCCAGGCGCUGACCCUGCUGAGGAAGAGGCGGACAGGCGCAGGGGGCGACAACCGGCGAGUUGCGACCGCGGAGACACCACGGCCCACGGGGCGGCUGGCUGGGGCGCGAGGGGGGCGCGGCCGCUAGGGCCAGACGGUGGGGAGCGCGGGGACCUCGAGGAGAGGAGGCAGGCGAGCAGCGCAGACGAGACGGAUCCUAGACUGGAAGCCGCGAGAGUCGCUGCGCUCUCAGCCUUUGCAAGACGCGACGUCGAGGAAUGGGCGGUUGGCCACUUCCCAGAGAAAGCGACGCACGGCGACUUCGACUUUCGAAAGGACUUGGUAGCCCCCGUCCAGCGACUCAUGAGGCGGAGCCAGCAGCGCUGCAUCGAGGCGUUUGUCGGGGAGCUUCUCGCGCUCUGGACUGCUGGUCUACAGUCGACCUCUGCCGCUUCGCCUGCGGGGGACUGGGCUGUUGUUCGGGACUUCUUUUCCUGUUUCUGGGGAACCCCAGACGAGAGCCCGGCGUGUCACCGGGGGCUCGCAGGUGUCUCUGCCUCCCCUCCAGCAGGCCGGAGCAGCUCUGCGCUCGCCUCUCGCGGCGCCGCGGCGCUGGCAGCCUUCGAGGACGAGGGCCGAGGGCGUCUCCGUCUCCGCUUUCUGUUGCCGCCGCACUUCCUCUGCGGCCUGACGCUUAGCCACCCGCUGCUUCGGCCUUUUCGGCCGACAGUCGGAGACUACUUCUCCCUGCGGGCGCUGAAUUCGUGCCGUCUGGGGUCCGCCCAGCCUGUCACUUCUCUCCGCGGCUGGUUCCGCGGCGACGUCUCGCUCUUCGGCCUCGGAAACCACCACGUCUGGGGAUCGAGAGACGAAGAAGACGAGGACGAGGAGGAAGACGGGAGUGAGGACGAACACGUGUCUUCGACGUCGAUAGACGAAUCUCUGGUGUCGAGCGAGGAAGAAGGGACCGAAGCGGACGAAGAGACCGAAGAGGAAGAAGCGGACGAAGAGGACGAGGCGGACGAAGGGAGGGGAGGCGAAGAGGCAGGAGACAGGUUGGAAGAAGGCGAUGCAGGCGGGAGUGAGUUAGGGGCGCGCCUCACUUCGUUCGGUUCGUCCGCCCUGGGAGCUGAGCCGGCCACGGAGACCAGCGGAGAUGUCGUGGAGAGAGGAGGCGCGGCACGGGACAGGCAGCCUUUGCCCUCGACUUCUCUCCAGUCGCUCGCUCCGUCCGCUCGCGUCUCCCCUCCCUCGUCUUCGUUUCCGGCCGAUUCGCCGGCGUCGCGUUCUCGGCAGCUUUCCAACCCUCGUGGACAGGCUGCCUCCUCUCGCUCCGUGUCUGUCUCUUCCCGGUCUUCCGUCUCGCGGCCCCGCUGGCCCGUAGUAGUCCGCGCCCUGGCCGCGCGAACGGAGAGGGAGAAGGCGCGAAGGCUGCGGGCUCGAAGGAAGCGCGCGUUUUCGGCCUUUUCGGCUCCUGACCUCGCGCGCACCCCAAAAAUCUCCCUGCCGCCUCUCCAGGAGAAUCUCCUGCAGAAUUUUUCUUCGCUCCCCGCUCUGCUCGCUUUCAUCGCGCACCGCUACGCCCUCUUCCUCUCCUGUCUGCUGCAGGUCGCCCGCGAGAGACUCGCAGUCUCCUCGCGGACGCCUGGCGCAGCGACUGACUGCUUCCUCGCGGACGUCGAAGCCUUCGUCCGGCGCCUCUACGGCCUUUUGCAGCCUUCUCUCUUCGUCGACGCCGUCUACAAGAACCGGAACGGAGUGAGGCGCGAUCGUGAAGUGCGGGGAGGGGCGACGGGGGAAACUGGACGCCAGCGCUCAGAGGUUGGACACCAGACCGACGAAGGCGCGAGACAGGGUGGGGCCGGGCGCAUGCAAAGCGAAGAGAAACACAACUCGGAGCCCUGUGGAGAACGCGACGUGAACACUUGCUAUGCUCUAGACAGUCUCGUCAUCGCCGGUGUACGCAUCCGUCUGUCUCCGCCUGCGGAGGCGACGCCCGAAGAUCUCUCUUCUUCGGGUCUUCGGUUGCCGGGGAUGCUCAGUUCGGAGUAUUUGCCGCUCCGCCGUCCACCUCCGUUGGAAAAGGCAGCGCAGGGUUUCCGGCCGCUGACGAGAGCAGCCUGGCGCCGCGACAGGCGGGGCGUGGCUGCUCGUCUCUCCGCGGACGCGCCGCAGCGAGGAGGAACUGGAGAGAGUGGAGGUCCGCAUGGCUCGCAGCCCCGUGCUGCAGAGCGCUGGAUGCGAACAGAAGGCGCCGGGCGCCGCCGGCUCCACGCGGGGGCGACAGCCCGUCCGUGUCCGAGGAAGUCGCGGUACUUUUCGCGGCCGCGCCUCUCGCCUCUUCACCUUCUUUUCCCUGCGCCGAACUUCCUCGUUUUCCCCGUCUUUGUUCCGCCUCUCCCUUCGCUGCGCUUGACGGUUCAGUGGCUGGUCGAUGCGCUCGCGCUGAGCGAGGAGAGAUCCCCAGCAGGCGUUCAGUCCUCUCGCUCGACGGCUGCGUCGGAGGCGCUGUCUGUGCCCGCCGCUCCGUCUCUCUUUCGGCUGCGCGUUCAGGGGCCUCACUCGCGAGGAGCGGAGACAGGUCGUUCUGCGCCCGGCGCCUGGCAGCCGGAGACGCACGAGAGGGCCCCGGCCCGGUCCCGGCGGAAUGCGCGUGGAUCUUCGCCUCGCGUGUCUUCGCGCGAACAAGAGGCAGCGUUUCUGAGGGAGCGAAAGAAGCAAAUAUCGCUCCUCUUUGCCGACCAACUCUUGAAACAGCUUCUCGUCUCGCCCGUUCGUCCCGCCUUCGAAGCGCUCGGCGUGGCGCCUGUGCCCGGUCGCCUCGCGCCCCCCUCCGCCUCGGCCCUUCCUUCUGCAGGCGCGGAAGGGGAGGAGACACGAGGCUUUCCGGUGGUUGUCGGAGCCCGAAACGACUUCAUCGCUGGCAGGAACUUCUUCCCUUUCGGGUGGGACGUGCUGUUCCUCCUCCUGUGCCGCAGCCACAUUGCCUCCUACCUUCCGCGUCUCGUUCCAGCUCCCUUUCUCUCUUCGACGCCUCGGCCGUCUGCCCGACACACACCGCGCGAAGGCGUCGCUCCUUCCUCUCCCGUUCCUCGUUCCUCUGCGCCUCGCGGGUGUCCUUCGCGGCCUGUCUCGUCGCUGCUCUCCUCGGCUUGUGUGGCGUCGCAGUCGCGGUGGGGCGAGGAUCCGGAGACACUUUUUGCGGGGGCGCAGCACGCCGAGCAGUUUGCGCAGCGGCGCGCGCUCUGCCGCCAGCGUGUCUCUUCAGCUGAGUUUCCUCGGCUGUCUCCUGACGCCGUGGAGCGGAUGAGUUUGACAGCCGCGCAAACGCGCGCAGCUUCGCUCGCUUCCUCCCUCGCCUUCUGCCUGCCUCUGUCGCUAGGCUGGGCGUUUUCAGCGAGCGGAGAGAAGGCACAGUUCCCCGGCGAGAAGCGACGCGACCACACAGGACACGCCGCGCCUCUCGGCCAGAAGUCCCGGGAGACUCGCGUCUUUUACUGGGAAGAACUCUCCCCGGCGCACUCGCUCCUCGUGCAGGCUCCGCAAAUCCUCGCUCUCGCUGAUGCCCUGGACCUAGGCCGCGCGGCGCAUGCAGCCUUUCUGUCGAGAGCGACAGGUCGCGCACAGCUGAAAAGCGAGCCAAAAGACCCGCACCCCCCGCGAGAAGAACGCGUAAGGAGCGGGGCGGAGACGAGCCGCGAGACGCAGGAGGUUCCGGGCGCGAGAGCCGGAGAGGCAUGCAUGCAUGGACCAGUUCCGGGGGGGUGGCGAGCGGGAAGAAGGGCGCUCUGGGCUUUUCCGGCGACUGGGUUGCCGCCCUCAGUUAUCCGGGGCGUGUUUCUCGCCUCCGAGAGAGAACGGGUGAGGGAAGAGAGGCGAAACGUGGAACGGGCAGCCGCACUGGGGCACGAAGAGGGAAAACCGAGCGAGCAAGGCUCCACGUUCUCGUUCUUCCCCUUUUCUGCAAAGGGGAAAGAGGACGACAAACGAGGGACGCGCGCCGACGUCCAAGACAUCGCCUGUCCCGUGCGCGCCGAAGACGCGGCCUGCGAAGGGACUGGACCGAGCGCGAGAGGAGACCAGGGAUCGGAGAGAGCAGGCGCGACGGAGAGCGGCAGAAAGCCUGCGGAGGGAACGCAGGAGUCGCAGAUGGAGAAGCUUAUUUUCGCCUUCUUCAGAGAUAGUUUCGUCUUCAGCGAGCCGAAGUUCUUCCUGGAGAAACACGAGAGCGCUCGAGACGCUCCUUUUCGGCUUCCGGACCGGAUCCUGAAAGCUCUGCGCGGGGCCCUGCGCCGCCACGCCUCCGGCGAGGCCGCGGCGGAAGAGAGUGAGGGCGAGGGGCGACAUUUCUCCCGGCCAGACGCAAAAAGCGCCGAAUGUCGGCGAGGCGGACGCCCGGAACUUCCGAGUGACACGGCCGGAAACCCGAGCUUUGACGGAAAAAUACGACUCGACGAUGUGGCUGCAGCGUUCUUGCAUGCAUGCAGAGAGGCCGAUCUGUCCGGAGCGCGGAGACGACGCAGGCGAGCCACCACCGUUUCCGCAGGCGCUGCAGCCGGAGCAGCGGGGACACCCGAGACACUCGAAAGUGAAAGAGAAGGGGGGUUGGGAAGGCCGUUUCCUCCCUGCUCAGCCUUCACUUCUUCGGCCUGUUCCGCUCCUCGCGUGCGCUCGUCCUCGUCGAGCACGGCGCCCUCGAGAGAGACCAGUGGAGGGGAGAUGGGGAAGGCGCGCGGCGCAGAAGACAACGAACAAGAGACAAUCUCUCAGCGGGAUGCGUCUUCCGACAGACGCCGCGCUGGGUCGUUCCCGUGCCCGUGUCGUCGCUCCUCGUCUUGUGCUGACGCGACUUCUUCCUCGCCUGCUGUCUCUGCGCGCGACACGACCUUGGCGCCCGUUGCCCUCUUCCUGAGUGGCGCUGGUGACUGCCCGAGGCUCGACACGGAGCGCGACGAGGGAGACAGCCGUGUCUCCAACAACGAACAAGACGAGAAGGAAGACGAGGACGAGAGGGAGACGAUCGAGAGGGAGACGAUAGCGGGGAAAGAGAGAGAGACGGAGAGAGAGGAGACAGACACAGACGACGGGGAUCUUCGUGUUUGCGAAGCGCCGCUUCGGCCCUUCGCAGAUUCCUGGGACGCUAUUUCGUUCCCUGUCUCCUCUCCCUCGGAAGAUCAAUGGCUUCAGUCCAUGUCUUCUCUCUUGCCGCUUGAGACACCUACAGUGCAAGAUGAACAGCGUGAACUGGCGGAGUGGUGUCUCCUUGCCGCGCUCAUUCGCGCCGAGCUCGCGACCGCGUCCCUCCUCCACCGCGCGACUCGGCUGCGGCCCGCGACGGGUCCGGCCCCAAGAGCCGAGAGAGACAGGGCGAUUCAAGAAGCGAGAGGAGACCGCAGCGAGGAGGCUGAGAGAGGCGCCCACCGCAGCAGCGCGCAGGGACACACAUCCGCUUGCGUGUCUCCGGAAGAAAGCGAAGAAGAACUGUUACGUCUGGCGCUGGGAGCGUCGUCUGUGCAUGGAUUAGCCGCCGCGGCGUCUCCGAGUCUCCCGUUCCAUCCUCUAACUGUCGCCCUGGAGCGCCUUCUUCUCUACGCGCUGGACCAAAUCUAUCGUUUCGAUUCCGCGCCGCCGUCGACUCGCCUCCUCCCGAGCCUUCCACUUGCUCCCUACGCUGCGCCGCUCGCCCCCUUCCUGCCUGUGACCCCCUCAAAAUCUCCUUCUGUGUCGCCGCGCCCCUGUCAAUCGCCUCCCGUGUCCUGCGCGCCAGGCCGAGUUGCGCAGUCGUCCGCAACCUUUUCUCCUGUGCCUGGCCUUCCACUCCUCCCUUCCUCUCCCGCCUUAGCUCCGGGAGGGCCUCCGUCCCUCAUGUCCUCUCGCCUCGCGGCUCCGCUCUCCUCACACGCUUCCUUCCCCGCUCAUGUUUCUUCGCAGCCUUUUUCUCUCUGCUCGUCUUCGUCUCUCGGAUCCGUGGAUAAGCUCGCCGUAGGGCGUCCGGGGUCGCAUGCAUCUCUUUGUCUGAUUCCGGGGGAGAAGAAGCCUGGAGGCGCGGGCGGGGCUGUGGGGGAGACGCGCGGGGCGACCGAGGGCUUUGGAGCCCAGCAGGCCCUUGGCGAGCACGCCGAUCCAGUCUUCAAGAACUCGGCGGGGACAGUCUCCUUUCGCAGGCCCCGAGGCACUGCGGACGCCGGAUCGGGUGGCAGCCGCAGUGGCGUCGAGGGGACACGUGCCGCAGAAAGCUCUCGAGGCUCAGAGGACCGGCGUUUUUCUUCUCUUCCGUCGGAGAGUUGUGAACGUGGCGAAACAACUGAGCUGAAGGGACGGCGCCACACUCGCCCACCCAUUGAGAUUCGGAAUGUGCUGCUAGAAGGCCCUCGUCCCGUCGGCGACGUCUCCCCAGAGACCAAGAAAGACAUCCAGAGGGGGCGAGGGACCCCACACCUUCCGCCAGAGGUCGAGGAGACAACUGGUCUCGGGGGCGGUGUCUCGACCCUAGUUUCUCGCGCUCCGCAGCACCUGCAUGCGCUGGCCCACCAGUCCAGGCUUCUUGCUGCGGCCCAGGAAAUGCACGGGCCGAGAAUGAGAGAGAUUCCCGCAGCUCGACUUUCGGUCCUGAAGACUUCUACGCCUCCUCGAGUCCUGACGCUUGUCUCCGAUGUCGGCUCUAGGCAGCGCAACGACGGGGAGGCGACCACUGGGUCGCCAGCCCCGGGAGGUUCCCAGGGAGUUGCGAACAUCCGUCAAAGUGCUAUCCCUCCGUCUCGGUCUUCGACAGAAAACUGCUCCCUCCUCAUUCCCGUGCAGGCGCCGCAAGAGGUCCGUGGCCCAAGUUGUCUCUCCUUAGAUGACUGCACUGACAUCCGUCCCCGGCGCGGGCAUUCGCUGGUGUGUCCUCGUCCGAGUCGGCCACCUCGCGGAGGCGUGCGGGCUCUACAGCAUGCGGAGUGCCCGCCCGAAGCCGAGCCCGGAAGAAAGACAGAGACAGGGGACAGGCUACCCACAACCGACCCAGCCCGCUCGCCCAACGGGGCACCGCCUGCCGGCGGCUCUGUCCUUCUGAACAGGAACCACAUGCGGCAGUUUACAGGGUCUGUCUCCUCUGGGCCGAUGCGUCGGCUGCCUCCUCGCCGUGCUGACCCCCGUCCCGCCCCUCAAGAGAGCGCCGCAAGCGGAGACACUGGGGACUCGCAGAGCGCCCGACGGUUUAGCUACGAGUCUGGGGCGCGGAAUCCUGCUGGGCGGGACACCACCGAGAACAACGGCUCACAGCAAGUCGUUGAGUCUGCUCUCGCCGGCUCCGUCCCUUCUCCGGAUGCAGCGCUCCUGCGACAGGCGUCGGGCUCUCUGUCUCCAGCGGGCCGUCCACGGGGCGCCGGCGUAACGCUGAAACCGCUGGCAACAGAUGUCUUUCGCCCACGCCCUGGAUAUGCCUUCCCCCCGCCUCCUGUGUACGGACUGCGGGCGGAGUCUGUACAAACAGAUGAGCUAGCUGGCCGACCGGCGGAGAUCAGAGAGUGCCCAGGACAUCGCUCGGAGUUAAGGCACACAGGGAGUGUUCCAGGCGUUGUUCUCAGCCUGCAUACAGACGCCAACACAGGGGCUGUUCCCGCCGCAUGCCACCAGCAGGAGCGGAAGCGGCUCCACAUGCACAGGGCGCUAGGACGGCCUCCGCAGCAAGUCGAGAAGUUGUGCUUCGUCAGAAGAGACGAGUUCGCUGUAGACUCGGGGGAAGAAACAUACGGUGGAGAGGAAAGGAAACUCGGGCAACUUGGAGGCGUGCAGAACCCCGGAGGGGAAGGACGAAGAGACACGAGUUCGAGUGGAGGCAGCGAGGGCGCCGGACCCAUUUUCGCCGUGGACAACCUGCUCUCUGGGUGA
Neospora caninum is the source of this 10401-nucleotide messenger RNA. RefSeq lists its product as hypothetical. The transcript has 3 exons. The record is from RefSeq and is a predicted model, not a curated record. Bases 1 to 10401 code for a protein of 3466 amino acids. NCBI's taxonomy places the organism in Eukaryota, Apicomplexa, Conoidasida, Eucoccidiorida, Sarcocystidae.